GGUUACGUCAUCGCGUGAUGACGCAGAAUCAACGUCCCCGAAAACAAUUCUGAGCCCAAUUUUUUAUUUGCGAGCCAAUGUCUAUUUAUAAGUUCAGAAUCAGACUCAGCGCAUGUAUUUAUACUGGAGGAAUCCGGUGAGCUAUAAAGCAAUUUUUUUGUCACCGAUGUCCAGUAGGAGCGGGUAAGAACGUUGCAACAAAUACAAAAAAAUAUGAAAGGGGGUGCAAAGUACAAGAUAGCUAAACAAAUCACCCAAACAAAAUAAAACGAAACCAUCCCCAUCUCGUGUUUCCUGCAGUUCCUUAUUUCCCACUGGACGUUAAUUUAAAAAAAUAAAAUCUGAAAAUCUGAAAUGUGUUUUUUUUUUGUCUUCGUGCAAACAAACGCGUGCGACGCGUCAAAUACAAUCGCGCGUGAAGUUAUUUGCACGCAGUCAACGAAGCCACAUUCGUAACGGCGUAUAUCGAUCGACAAUAAACGCAUCAUCGGGAUGCAAUUCUCUUCAAUGAAGGAGGAGAAGAAGAAGAAGCGACUGAACGGGUGAGUGGGCUCUCACGUCCACGUUUACAGAGACAACUCUCCGCAGCUCCCGGGGAGACAUUGCGAGGACGGUGAACCAAAUCAACAUGGCGGAGACAGAAGACACCAGGAACGCCGGGGGCGAUCACGGCGAGGGCCCCCCCGGUGGAGCAGGAGCAGGAGCAGGUGGAGGAGCAGCAGCGGCACCAACCGUGGCUCAAUUCCUACUGGCAAACAAGGUAGAGUCAGCCAUGUGGGUAUCCAGGUUGUCCACCGUCAUGUCGUCCAUCCUCUUCUUUAUCCCUCUGCUGGGGACGGGCCAGGCGAGUGCAUGGUUCCAGCGAGCGCUGCUCUUCUCGGCGCUCACAAGCGCACUGCGCCUACAUCAGCGGUUGCCACACCCGUCACUGAGCCGCGUCUUUCUAAGCCAGGCGCUGCUUGAGGAUUCGUGCCACUACCUGCUAUACUCGCUCAUCUUUGUCAACGCCCAGCCCAUCACCAUGAGUUUGCUUCCCGUGUUCCUGUUUUCACUGCUGCACGCAACGGCGCACAGCUUCAAAGUGCUUAACAUCCUGGGCCCUGGCUCGAUGCCACUUGUUCGCUCCUUCCUGACACGGGUGUCUGCGCAGCAGCAGAACAUCCUGAAGCUGGUGGCGUGCAAUGAGAUCUUCCUCAUGCCUGCCACGCUGCUUAUGCUCUUCAGCGGCCACUGCAGCCUGUUCCUGCCCUUCUUCUACUACCGCUUCCUGACCCUGCGAUACGCAUCCCGGCGCAACCCGUACUGCCGCGUGUUGUUUUCCGAGCUGCGGAUGGCAGUGGAGUCUGCAACAGCGAACCCGUCGUGCCCGGCGGUGCUGCGCUCGGCAUCUCAGAGAAUCAUCGGCUUCGUCAGCCGCCUCGCUCCGCCCGUGCAGCCCUAGAGCAGCCCCCGCUC
Messenger RNA from Petromyzon marinus (sea lamprey), 1455 nucleotides. It is a transcript of the gene TMEM33, whose product is annotated as transmembrane protein 33. The record is from RefSeq and is a predicted model, not a curated record. Gene Ontology annotation, cellular component: membrane; endoplasmic reticulum. Lineage: Eukaryota; Metazoa; Chordata; Hyperoartia; Petromyzontiformes; Petromyzontidae. Gene Ontology annotation, biological process: endoplasmic reticulum tubular network organization; membrane organization.